Molecule: messenger RNA, 402 nt
Organism: Strongylocentrotus purpuratus (purple sea urchin)
Lineage: Eukaryota; Metazoa; Echinodermata; Echinoidea; Camarodonta; Strongylocentrotidae
Exons: 3
Coding region: 1-390 (129 amino acids)
Source: RefSeq, a predicted model, not a curated record
AUGAUUGUAACGUAUUUUGUCUUACAGGACUCUGAUGUUGAUUUAUAUGUUGGAGCUGAUAACAGCAGUAACCUAUUCAAGGGAACAAUGGAUGAGGUCAGAGUCUGGGGUCUAGCUCUUCUGGACUCUGAGAUCGAGGAACACAUGCAGCUUGCUGGGCUGGACUGGCAGAAACACAAGAAGCUGCUUGAUGGGCACUAUACCAUGGAUAGCGAGAGUGAUGGUUCUACCAUGCUCGUUGACCAUUCCCUCUAUGAUAACCAUGGUUUGAUCGUAGGAGAAGCAGCGUUUGUUCCAAGUACUCUGGAUGCUUGGAGGUUUGAAAUCACGUACCCCGAUUCAAGGCGGAGAAGAAGACGGAGAAGCGCUGAUACGCAUACAGAAUUAUGAUCAAAACUCAAG